CAAUUUCGAAAGGAGCUAUUCCUUUGCAACGGCUGCAACCCCAGCGGCAACCUCAAGUUCUUUGGUUUCGAGGGCGUGAUCCAGCAUUACGCAGCCAAACACACCGGUGUCCUUAGUCUGGGCAAUGUUGUCGUGCAUUGGAGGGCGGAAUGGCCAGCGGUGCCUCCAUUCAGUCCUGAUCCACGAGCCAUAGAGCUUGGUCAGUACGGGAAGUCUUCAUCGCACUCGCUCCCGCAGACAGGUGCCACGGCCCAACAAGGAUUUGCUGGCUAUCAACCAGCUCCGCCAGCGGGUUAUGGUCCCCCUGGCUACAGCGCACCGUUCCCAGCACCACCGCUGCAUUACAGCUCUGGUCCGCCUGUCCCUGUGCCACCAACAGACUAUGGCGGUGUUGGGCCUCAUGCUUAUGGAGCACCCUACUCGUCUGCAGCCUAUCCGGACAGUAUGACAUAUUCUUCCUAUCCUCCACAGUUCUCUUCGGAGGCGGCAUAUGGCUCCCAUGGCCAAACAAAUGCCUACGUCGAACCACACACAUCGGGGCCAGCUUCCUAUGACUACGGGUCAUACCCCAACCUCCAAGGCGCCUUUGAUUCUGGACGGGCAAAGGUUCCGUAUAAGACACGACUUAAUGCCAUGGCUAAGAUUGCUAAGGAUACUUGGUUCAAAUUGGGGGGUGUGAAGAAGCUACACCCCUCCAUCAAGGUAUCUACAGUUAUUCAUCGUAUAGCCAAGAAGUUCCAGAAAGACUACGAUGAAGCAGCAUCUCUAUCAAUGUUCGCAGAGGCUUUGUCCAGUCACAAGGACAUGCGCGCAGUUCGGGUUGCCAACGACAUCUCGUGCAAGGCGUGCACCAGCAGGCGCGCAUUCACCUUGGUCAACCUUGUCACGCAUUUCAUGGCACAGCACGUUGAAGGCCCUGAAGCUCAGGGACUGGCACCCAUGGACUGGCGAGUGGACAUGGUUUCGCUUCCAAACGAAGCCUGCUUGGCCAAGGUGAAGCGUAAGCUACAGAAUAACCAAGCCGCGCAUGCCGCUGUGGAGGAUGCGAUUCCAUGGGCAUUCGAGAAGUCGUUUAUAGACAGAUUCCUCCAGCAAGGCUCUUCGGAGGAGGAGCUGGAGACCACCCCAGUCGUGAAGCCGGGCGGUAAGCCAGACAAGAAUCCAGCUGGGGCAUCAGGGGGCCAUGGUACACAGCAGAGUCAAACGCACAAAGCUCCCGAGGCCAAUGGUCGACCUCAACAACAACUCGAGCAUCGUCCAGGGCCUCAGUCUUCCGCGGAGAAAGCACCAGGCACCAGUCAACCCCUACCCCGGGCUCAACCCCAGGCACAAGCGUACGACAAGGCCACAGAAGACAUACCACAUCUCCGGCCUGCCAGCGAAGUUUACGGUGGCCACAAGAAAAGACGUGCUGUUGCAGUUCAGGGGCAACCUACAACUGGCAUCUCCGCACAAGAGAGGCCUCUAUCUGAUCGUCAACCAGCAUCGGAAUCUGAAUCUGCCAAGCGAACCGAGCGAACCGAGCGAAGAGAAGUCAAGGUCAAGGCAGAAGAUGAGUCAAACAACACACCAUCUACAUCCGCCCGACCUCGAAACCCGACACAUUGGCGCGAUGAGCGUUCGCACGACUAUCGCGAUGCUCGAGAACACCGCUACUCUAUCGCUGAGGCGUCUGGGCCACGCGACAGGAGCGCUUCAGUUGGAAACCGACCUCAGGAAUAUCGGCCUCCUAUUGACGCUCCGGUGAACGCAGCAUCUGGAUUCAUUGAGGCUCGCAGGGGCAGCAGACAGGAUCGGCCUGCCCUCGAGAAUCAUGGCCAUGCGAUUGAGGAGGAAGUUGUCUACGUCGACGAAUCGGGACGCGAAAUAGGCCGAGGGAUGAGAGCCCGAGAUACCCUGCCUCAGGAGACCAGAUACGGCGUACCUGAUGGCCGUGUCUUUGAGGAUCAUCGCUACGCUCCCUCUGGCUGGUAUGAGGGCCAUGAUCCAGCACGUUUUCGAACUCGCAGUCCUCUCCCACAAUAUGGGCAACCUGUACAUCACUAUGAGGCAGAGCAUGCGCCUCACCGCGUUUACUACGACUAUCAUGACCACCGUGCAACAGUAGGCCCCGGGGCCUAUGAAUACGUCGAGGUCCGAAGUCAAUACGGCGACUACUUCAUCAGGCGACCAGUUCAACAUGACGAGAGAGACUUCUAUACCUACGACACUCGACCUCCUAUGAGGGAGCAGAGCGCCUACCCAGCUCCCCGAGCUGCGGAAGGGCACUUGAACAGCCGUUACGCUGCUGAUCCUCGAGCAUCUGUCGCCCCAGGUCGUGCUGCGGCCAGGCCCGAGUUUGACGACUACGAUCCACGAUAUCCUUCGCCGGGCAAGGAAGAGGAUGCAUAUCAAGGGAAUCAGAGAUGA
Molecule: messenger RNA, 2409 nt
Organism: Fusarium falciforme
Lineage: Eukaryota; Fungi; Ascomycota; Sordariomycetes; Hypocreales; Nectriaceae
Exons: 1
Coding region: 445-2409 (654 amino acids)
Source: RefSeq, a predicted model, not a curated record